AUGGCAGGCUAUGGAAACCGCACAGCCCCAGACUACACCGCAGAAGACCUGCAAGACCAACACAGCACCACACGUCUCGGUCUCGUAGACUCUCACACCCCAUACCAUAACCCCCACGAAAAGCACGGCUCAGGUAUAACAGGUGGCGCAGGAUUCGGAAACAAACGCUCCUCGUCCACUCCCGACACCGACACCUCUGAAUUUCGUUUUGGCAGCCACUCCGACACAGCGCCUUAUUCCAAUGGGACAGCCAUGGGCAGCGGAUCUACAGGCGGCGCAGGGUACGGCAAUAAGACGGGGGAGAUGAGCGGGCCAGAGCCAGAUUCUCUCUUGGGGAAGGUAGUGGAAAAGGUGGGUGGUAUGGUCAAGAAUGAUAAGAUCGAGGCGAAGGGGAGGGGUAUGAGGGAGAAGGAGGGAUUUGGGAGUGUGGUUGAGUGA
Messenger RNA from Alternaria incomplexa, 438 nucleotides. RefSeq lists its product as uncharacterized. NCBI's taxonomy places the organism in Eukaryota, Fungi, Ascomycota, Dothideomycetes, Pleosporales, Pleosporaceae. The coding region runs from base 1 to 438 and encodes 145 amino acids. The record is from RefSeq and is a predicted model, not a curated record. The transcript has 2 exons.